Quercus lobata is the source of this 477-nucleotide messenger RNA. RefSeq names its product probable acylpyruvase FAHD1, mitochondrial. Gene Ontology annotation, cellular component: mitochondrion. Gene Ontology annotation, molecular function: acetylpyruvate hydrolase activity. The transcript has 6 exons. Bases 1 to 477 code for a protein of 158 amino acids. NCBI's taxonomy places the organism in Eukaryota, Viridiplantae, Streptophyta, Magnoliopsida, Fagales, Fagaceae. The record is from RefSeq and is a predicted model, not a curated record.
AUGUCUUCCAUAUCCUUCAAUGAUCCCCUACUAGAUGAUGAAUUAAGAGGUUAUGCCCUGGCACUGGAUAUGACUGCCAGGGAAAUUCAAGCCUCUGCGAAGUCUGCAGGUCUUCCAUGGACAGUAGCUAAAGGGCAGGACACCUUCACACCAAUCGGUUCUGUUCUUCCCAAGGAAUCGGUGCCAGAUCCUGACAACUUAGAACUGUGGUUAAAGGUUGAUGGAGAAAUGCGACAGAAAGGCUCAACCAAGGAUAUGAUAUUUAAGAUCCCGUUUCUCAUUAGCCACAUAAGUUCAAUCAUGACACUUCUGGAAGGAGAUGUCAUUCUAACAGGUACUCCCCCAGGUGUUGGCCCUGUGAAAGCAGGUCAAAAGAUAACUGCUGGCAUAACUGACCUUGUGGAGGUUUACUUCAGUGUUGGAAAACGCCCGAAGCCAAAAGAUUACUUAAAUUUAGUCCCUCUAGACUUGGUGUGA